AGUUUUCAGAGGGCCUCAAUACGUAAUAAAUCCUCUGAAUUGCUGCAUCUCUCAGGGGCACAAUGAAGCCAGACAAGCUUUUGUUUUUGGUAAACCCCCUAUCGGCUACAGCUACGAGUUUGCAAACUGCCGACACGGCACCGUCUCUGCAGGAACUGCUUGUCAUUUUUUGGAGUCCGUUUGCACAUCUCCAACCUGUCUCCCUUCUCCCGGACUUUCUCCCGACCUUUGCACGACUUAGCUCCGUGCCACGUGAGCAGGCGACACCGACGGACCCGGGACGGCCAUGACGUCGAUCAAAGACGCGUUGUGAAUGCUACACUGCUGCCUGUGCCUGUUAUCGUGUAGUUAGUGCUACUUUGUCUUUGCUUUGUUCUCUCCUUUGGGGAACUACACUGCCUACACACUCUACCAAUUGAGGAGUAGUUGAGCAUCCCAAGUUUCAAAUUUUCAUCCUCUGUUUUGCCACUACACUCUCUUUGGGGAUAUCGACGGGUUCAUGAAAUUGAGACCCUGUCAAGUUAAAUCGAGACUCAUACGUCAGGCAUUGGGUCGGUUGAGACAGCCAGUCGAAUACUGUCAGAUACUCACAACUCACCCUGGUCGAGUCGACACUCGUCGCACACUCACCACAUCCCUCAACUGUCUCCAAUUGACAACACCUACCGUGAAGAUGGCAACCCGGAGAUCUGCCCGGUUAAGUGCUCUGGCCGCAGCCCAGCCCAACGGCGCGGCUGCUCCCAUAGUCCCUCCACCUGCUCCGAAGUCCCGGAAGAGGAAGGUCAGCGCCGAAGACGAGGCCGCUGCAGCUCUCCUCUCCUCUCCCGCUGCUCAGAAGCCCAAACCCGCCGCCGUCUCCCGCCUAGCCGAUCCAACCAAGACCAACGCCCCUUUACUCUCCCCUCAAACCUCUAGAGUGGUCUCUUCCAAAAACAUCCUCGAAAAAGCCUGCGCCCACCUCAUCGCCGUCGACCAUCGCAUGAAGCAUCUCAUCGACAAGCACCCCUGCCGCAUCUUUAGUCCCGAGGGGCUAGCAGAGCAGAUCGAUCCGUUUGAAAGUCUGGUGAGCAGCAUCAUUUCUCAACAAGUGAGCGGGGCGGCAGCGAAGUCGAUAAAAGCCAAAUUCGUCGCUCUAUUCGACGAUCCCGCUUUUUCUCAAGAGGAGGCCAAAGAGGACGACGGUCAGAACGGGCAAGAUGAUGCCGCCCACCCAGCAGCCGAAGGCGAACCAACACCAACACCAACAAAACGCCGCUUCCCAACCCCUUCUCAGGUUCUAGCCAAGGACCUCCCCACCCUCCGCACCGCCGGCCUCUCCCAGCGCAAAGCCGAGUACAUGCACGGCCUCGCCGCCAAAUUCGUUUCGGGCGAAUUAUCCGCCUCCCUCCUCGCCUCGGCGCCCUACGAGGAACUAGUCGCCAAACUCGUUGCCGUUCGCGGCUUGGGGCUCUGGACCGUCGAGAUGUUUGCUUGCUUUGCGCUUAAGAGGAUGGAUGUCUUUUCGCUGGGCGAUUUGGGCGUGCAGAGGGGGAUGGCGGCGUUUGUGGGAAGGGAUGUUAAGAAACUCAAGAAUGGGAAGAAUGGGGAGGGAACGGAAAGGAUAAGAAGUGGAAGUAUAUGA
This is a messenger RNA of Neurospora tetraspora, 1621 nucleotides long. RefSeq names its product DNA glycosylase. Gene Ontology annotation, cellular component: nucleus; protein-DNA complex. Gene Ontology annotation, molecular function: alkylated DNA binding; DNA-3-methyladenine glycosylase activity; DNA-7-methylguanine glycosylase activity. The coding region runs from base 500 to 1621 and encodes 373 amino acids. The record is from RefSeq and is a predicted model, not a curated record. Gene Ontology annotation, biological process: base-excision repair, AP site formation; base-excision repair; DNA alkylation repair. Lineage: Eukaryota; Fungi; Ascomycota; Sordariomycetes; Sordariales; Sordariaceae. The transcript has 3 exons.